Molecule: messenger RNA, 3105 nt
Organism: Parastagonospora nodorum SN15
Lineage: Eukaryota; Fungi; Ascomycota; Dothideomycetes; Pleosporales; Phaeosphaeriaceae
Exons: 4
Coding region: 1-3105 (1034 amino acids)
Source: RefSeq, a predicted model, not a curated record
AUGCCGUUCUUCAAGAACGUCUUCAAGUCCAAGGACGGGCCGCGCUCUGCCUCCAAAGCCGCCAACCACGACGAGCCCGUCGCCAAGCCAAAGCCACGAUGGGAGGAAUCCUGGUCGCGCAAAGAGGUUGCGCCAGAGGAUAUUCAAGAGCUGAUCCACGGCUGCACGCAAGAAAUGAAGUCGAGGGGUAUGCACAUGCAAAUGCACGAUCCGGCUACCCUCUGCAGCAUUAUCAAGUGGUGCUGGAGCAGACUGCCUGGCGGCGUCGUGACAUGGGACGCCUACGAGCUCUUCCGAAUUGGCGAAUCUGAUUCGAAUCUCGCCCGACAUGCUUUCGAUACUUUCAUCCCGCUCAGCGUCGACUGCGAAGCGCGCAAGCACAUCAUCUUUGACUUCUUCGAUCUUUUGUCGGCGGUUGCUGCACGAGGCAAGACCAAUGGCAUGGGUGGCAGAAAAUUGUCGCGUUUAGCAGGAUGGUGGGCUUUUGAGUUCGCCGAGGAUGGCAAGGGCUUCGACGGUGGCUAUCGCACAUGGGAGAAGGCUGCUGAUGCUGCGAGCCACCUCUUCUUCGCCUACCUGCGCUCGCUUGCGCCAGAGUCGAACACGGUUGGAGGCAUCUCUGGCCUCCCACGAUCGCUGCAAUCGCUGCUCUCACAGACAGAAUACCCGCCCCAGACCCCCACAUUGAUGCAGACUCACACAACAAAGGUCAUCAUGAUUGUCGACUCAGUCUCGCCCACUCCUUUCGCACUUUUGCGCCGCGCCAAGCAUUUUGAAUACCGCGAUGAUGACGCAGCAUUGCAGCAGUUCUCGGCGUACGAAGACACCGUGAAAGCGCUGACCGAUGAAUGUCGCAGGGUUCUUGAGUGCAUUUCUACUGCCAACCAGUCUACCGCAGCCGCAGAAGCUACCACUACAGAUCCGUCCUGGUCCAAGUUUGAGGAUUUCGGCUUCUCGGGACUACUCGAAAGCUCAGCAAGCAGUGUGCAUGGAACUUCGAGCACUGGUGGCAUGCGGGAAUUUUCCAGUAUGCGAUCUGGUCCACGAUCAAAGAACACGGAUUUUGGCCGCCCCACUACUCCCUCCUGGGCGGACUUCCUGUCCUCAGGCUUUGCUGAUGAAAAUGGCAACCAAUCGGCUCCGACCACUCUAUUGCUUCCGACUCAAAAGCUUCCCCCACUGGGCGAGGGAGCCCGUGUUCACAGCUCCCAGUCACAUGUGCGAAACGGCAUUCAGACUGAGGAGGACCUGGAGCCAGGUGAGCUUGCGAGUAUCACCCAGUUCGACCUAGACGAGACCUUCUGGUGGGUAUGGAUGAUAAGUCUAGCCAGUGAGGAGACUACGGAUCGCAAGGCCGCGUUUGGCCGGUGCGCAUUGAUCGAAACACGUAUUCCUGGCGCCAAGUGGCUCGUUAUGGAAGAGCAGGUCAAGGGUGCCUCACCUGGCCCCGAAGAAGGCGCAUACAUUGCGGAAAAGAAGUCCAAAUUCAGUUUCACAAGGAGAGGGCGUCUGGGUCGCAGGAAAUCCACGGGCAAGAAGCCGACCCCCGGUGGGAACGAGCCGUACAAUCGGACAACCUCGAACACUCCCAUGAGCAAGACGAGCAUUGCACCAGCCCAACACGCAAGAGUUCAAGCUGCGGCGGCGAAGCUAGCUCAGAACGAAAGGGAGCGAAAGGAGGUAGAGCAAUUUGCCCAGCGGAGAGGCAGAGCGGACGAUGCAACGUCCACCAAGACGAACAGCGUGAUGACGCUGCAGCCGCAUUUGCUGAGUGAAGCUGGUCCGGCAAUGAAGUGGGACAAGAAGUUUGGAGAGGCUGCAAUCGAUCGCAAUGCUUUGCGAGCGCAGUACCUCGGAGACGUCAGCGCUGGUAGGGGCUCAAAGGACAAUCUCUUGACGACUGCCAACAAUGGUCGUCUGUCGCCUUUGCCGCCAGGCGCUACAGACCGUGACCUACCAGCACUUCCAAACCCUGACAUGGCCACACCGAAAGCGGGACGUGCUGCUUCACGUUCUCCUGCUCCUCAACCCGGUACGCCAGAUGCCACUGUGACCCCCGUUCCUUGGCCAAACGACUCUCCCACUGCUUCGCCCCUCCCCGAGCACAAGCCGUUCCCAACAGUCGAGACGAACAACCAUCCUGUAGUUAAGAAGGCUGUCCCCGAGCGAAAGCCGAUUCAAUCUCCUCAACCGCAGGCCGCACCCCCGGCACCUGUUGCUCCACAGUCGAUGGUACGCGCCAGUGAAGACAAGGGGCAAGGAGGAGACAAGAAGUCUCCAUCGAACAAGUUGAAGAAGAAGGAAGGCGGAGGCUUCAGGAAACUUUUCGGUCGCAAGAAGACCAAUGUGCCAGCUGCGACAUCUGCCGCUGUUACUCAGCCUCGCGAGUCUGAAGACUACCCUACGCACACACCCGCACCCGAACCUGUUCGAAGCGAAUCCCGUGUGGAAGACCAUCAGCCACAGGUACGGGAACCGUCUUUGGCUUUUAGCGAGGAGCAGCAUGAUCACCUUCAAGCACCUUCAGCGCCAUAUGAGCGUGCGUACAGUCCAGCACCAUCAUCGACUGCCAUGGACGAUUCUCAUGGACCCGCCCCACCAGCUGUACCUGGCAGUCAGGCCCAUGAGCAGCAAGAAGCUGACCAAGCUUUCUCUCGUUUCGAUCAAGGACCAAUGGAAGACAUGCCGGCUUUUGCCCCUGAAGACAGUGACGAUGACGAUGCUGCCGCUGCACCAAGCAUUUCCCGUGGCGGCCACCAAGCACAGCGAUAUGACGCUCCACCAAGCCCGGUCACUCCUACGCCUUUUGUCGCAAAGCAUCGGGACGACAUAUCAGAAGAGUCUAUCACACUGAAGACGGACUCUGUCCCUACGAACGACCGCUGGGCACAGAUCAGGAAGAAUGCUGCUGAGCGGGCCGCAAGACUAAGCGAGGAGCAGUCUCGUCGCAGUCGAAGCCAAAGCCAAAGCCAGCGCACGGACGAAGGCGAAACGAGCGGCGAGGAGACGAUCGAGAGCCGCGUUGCUCGCAUCAAGGCGCGAGUCGCCGAGCUUACCGGCAACGUGGACGGUCAGCAAUCUACCUACAACUCGGGGAUGCGAUGA